Molecule: messenger RNA, 3962 nt
Organism: Aedes aegypti (yellow fever mosquito)
Lineage: Eukaryota; Metazoa; Arthropoda; Insecta; Diptera; Culicidae
Gene: Nadsyn
Product: probable glutamine-dependent NAD(+) synthetase
Exons: 6
Coding region: 846-3233 (795 amino acids)
Biological process (GO): NAD+ biosynthetic process
Cellular component (GO): cytoplasm
Molecular function (GO): ATP binding; NAD+ synthase (glutamine-hydrolyzing) activity; glutaminase activity
Source: RefSeq, a predicted model, not a curated record
GUGUUCUGUUUCCCCCUUUGGCCUUUUAUUAUCACCCAACCACCCACUGAACUUACUGUUUGACGGACUGAUAAAGUGAUCAACACUGUUCUGCUGCUGCAAAAAUCCGUUCCCAUCCGCCGUUUUUUGUCGUCGUUCCGUGCGCUCCUUCCCUGCUAAAUUAUCAUACAACUUACAGAUAAACCAGUGACGAGAGUUUCGGCCUUAUCAGCUGCGCGGUUCCCUUUUCCGAUUUAACAGUGGUCAGAGUGCAUUCGCUCCGCUUCCGAGAUUUGGAAAAAUCAAUUUUUGUUUGCCUAGGUACUGUUUUUCUCCGCGAGUGUCUUGUUCGGUGUGCCAAAAGUUCCCGUUGUUUGCGGUUUCGCCGAUUCAGCGGAGCGGUCAUCAUUUCGUGAAGAUUCCGUCUCGGAGCAGAGUGUGGUCAGCUGUAUAUCGAUUGUGGUCGUCGUCGGCAGUUUGGUCGGUGAAGUGGAAGAAUUGUUGCUGGCCGGUGUCCGGACGGCUCUGAGGUGCUGUCCCGUUUUGCGUUGCCGGGUGUGCAGAGGCUGGGCGGCCGUUACGACGAUUCCGCCGGUUUUGAACUUGUGACCAGUGGUGGUGGUGUGGAUUGGUGUUUUUAGCGAUUGACUCGAUACGAGCAGCUGGGUUUGCGGCGAUCCGGACACCGGACCGAGAAGAUUGCUGGUGCUUGUGGCCUUCCGCGGGGAACCGGACGACGAGAGGAGACUUGCGGCAGCGGCUACGGCCAUUCGGCGGGAUUGACCGGAACGAGCGCUACGCGACAGAUUGACCACGCAACCACUUUUGUAUUUGUGUGAGCAUCAAAGCCAACCAAACGACGCAGAAUGGGCCGCAAAGUGACACUCGCCGUGGCAACCCUCAACCAGUGGGCGUUGGAUUUCGAGGGGAACAUGUCCCGGAUCAUGGAAUCGAUUAUGGAGGCGCGCGAAAUGGGGGCCACGUACAGGACCGGGCCGGAGCUGGAAGUGACUGGCUACAGCUGCGAGGACCACUUCCACGAGUCCGACACGUACCUGCACUCGUGGCAGAUCCUGCUGGAGAUCAUGACGUCACCGCAAUGCAAUGACAUGCUGAUCGACGUCGGCAUGCCGGUGCAGCACCGCAAUGUGGCCUACAACUGCCGGGUGGUGUUCCACAACAAGCGCAUCCUGCUGAUCCGGCCGAAGCUGGUGAUGUGCGACGAUGGGAACUACCGGGAGACGCGCUGGUUCUCCUCGUGGACCAAGGAACGUCAAACGGAGGAGUACUACCUGCCGCGGAUAAUAUCGGCGGCCACUGGACAGCACACGGUUCCGAUCGGGGACGCCGUCAUUGCCACCCGAGACACCUGCUUGGGGUACGAGAUAUGCGAGGAGUUGUGGAAUCCACGGAGUACGCACAUUGAUAUGUCCUUGUCGGGGGUGGAAAUCAUGGUGAACAGCUCCGGGAGCUACAUGCAGCUACGGAAGGCAUACAUCACGACGGAUUUGAUCCGGAAUGCGAGUUAUAAGGCAGGUGGGGCUUAUCUCUUCAGUAAUUUGCGGGGUUGUGAUGGUCAACGGGUGUAUUUCAAUGGGUGUUCGGCGAUUGCCUUGAACGGGCAUGUCGUGGCCAGAGGAAAGCAAUUUGGGUUGGAGGAUGUUGAGGUGACCACGGCGACCGUGGAUUUGGAGGAUAUCAGGUCGUAUCGGGUGGCGAUGAGGUCGCGCUGUACGAUCGCGGCGUCGACUCCGACAUAUCCGCGGGUGAACGUAGACUUUGCGUUGUCCCAUGCGUUGGAUUUGAACAUUCCGCCGAGUGCUCCGUUGGAGUGGGUUUACCACAGUGCCGAGGAGGAGAUCGCUCUGGGGCCGGCCUGUUGGCUGUGGGACUAUCUACGCCGGUCGGGACAGGGAGGGUUCUUCCUGCCGCUGAGCGGUGGAGUCGACUCCAGCAGUACGGCGAUCAUUGUGCACUCGAUGUGCUGUCUGGUGGUCAAGUAUGUGAUGCUCGGUGACUACCAGGUCCUUCGCGAUAUCCGGAAGAUUCUGGCUGAUCCGGAGUUCACGCCGGAUAAUCCAGCUGCCUUAUGUAAUCGCUUGCUGGUGACGUGCUACAUGGGGAGUGAGAACUCCAGCAAAGAGACGCGUCAGAGGGCUACCAGUUUGGCCAAUCAGAUCGGAAGCUACCACUUGGAGAUUAACAUUGACGGUGCUGUGAGCGCCUUGUUGGCGAUCUUCAACACGGUGACCGGUAUGAAGCCUCUGUUCAAGACCCAGGGAGGCUGUCCACGUCAGAACUUGGCCUUGCAGAAUAUCCAGGCCAGGACCAGGAUGGUCCUAUCGUAUCUGUUUGCCCAGUUGAUGCUUUGGGUACGGAAUCGCCCUGGAGGUCUGUUAGUUCUGGGUUCCGCCAACGUUGAUGAAGCCCUGCGAGGCUACAUGACCAAAUACGACUGUUCUUCCGCCGACAUCAAUCCCAUUGGAGGCAUCUCCAAGACCGACUUGAAGCGGUUCCUACUGUAUGCCAAGGACAAGUUCAACCUCCCGAUCAUAUCGGAUAUUGUGACCGCGCCGCCGACCGCCGAGCUGGAACCACUCCAAAAUGGCGCCCUAGCCCAAACGGACGAAGAGGACAUGGGCAUGACGUACAACGAGCUGAGCGAGUUCGGACGUCUCCGGAAGCAGAGCUACUGCGGUCCGUAUAGCAUGUUCUGCAAGCUGGUCUCCAUGUGGAAGGACAACUGCAAUCCGCUGGAGGUUUCCUAUAAAGUCAUGCACUUCUUCCGCUGCUACGCCAUCAAUCGCCACAAGAUGACAGUACUGACGCCUUCGUACCACGCGGAGUCGUACAGUCCGGAUGACAACCGCUUCGACCAUCGGCCCUUCCUGUACCCCGCCAACUGGAGCUGGCAGUUCAAGUGCAUCGACGAAGAGUUGGAACGGAUCGCGUGCUCGACCACGGCACCGCCUUCUUCAGGGGAUGACUUCACCUCGGCCAAAGGUUACCAUUCGCCUAGCAGCGGCCGCAGAGCCACCAGCGGAGCGGACAAAACCUCCUCACCGCUAUUCUUCUCCGAAACGGGAACCACCGGAGGAGGGAUGAGCAGCGGCGGAAGUGCCCACCAACUGAACAACCACAUCCACGGCCACGAAUCGCUCAAAUUGACCAAGUCGCACAGCAGCGGAGGCUACUCCAAGAUGCACUCCAGCGUCAUGGGCAAGAUCAAGGACAGAACCGGAGUGCCUGUUUAAAGCUCGACGGAAUUGACGAAUCGGAAAUCGAAACCACGCAUAGCAACUAGGGCCAGUAGUAGAUAGCCGAAAGUACCAGUAGACCAGUACCCACGACACGCUUCAAUACCCGAGAUAACGAUUUCUACUCUCAUAUAAACCGAGUUUUUCGAACGUUACUUUCCCGUUAGUUGUGCUUAUCUAAAAAUUUUACGCAGCAUAGUUACAAACCUGUACGACCUUAAGCUAAAGGGCAACUAACUAUUAACAAUAACUGAAAACUUUCAAUCACCGUUAAACUUAGGAGUUCGGACGACACAAACGAAGAGAUUUCAGAUUCUAAUGGCAAACAACGCCGAACAGUUUUAGGAAACAGUAGAAAACACACGAAUUCAAUUAAAAUGAUGAUAGAAUUACACUUUAACACACACAAACAAACAAACAAACAAGCAGAGCAGACCUCAAUAAUUGUAAUUGUUAGCACCACAAAUACACACAAUUUAGAAUUACUUAUUAACAUAUAUCAUAGGUCGCCGCCACGGGUUGGGAGCCAAUUUUGCUAGUGAUUUCUUAGGGAACAACAAGCGACUUUUGACUUUCGUGCUGGAAUUGUCGAGACGAAGAGUUUUGAAAGAUUAGGGCAUUACAUUAGAGAGGUAGAAAGGAGCCCCGAGUGGGAUUUCACGAUCCAUACUGUGGGUGUGAUGGUGGGGAAAAUAGAGAUUCUAAUAAUAAAAUAUUGACACUUUA